Messenger RNA from Paramecium sonneborni, 1975 nucleotides. The record is from the annotation of a GenBank genome assembly. Lineage: Eukaryota; Ciliophora; Oligohymenophorea; Peniculida; Parameciidae.
AAAUACUUCAAAAAUUUAUCAUGAUACUUUAAUUGCAAGAUCUUUUAAUAAAAGCAAAAAACCGGAUUGAGUAUUUUAAUGAUAUUAAUCUUGAUAUAAUAGCAUAAUGGGUGGCAGAGUUUAAUGAAUGUGAAAACCUUUUUAAUUAACUAAUUUAAAAUUAGGAUGCUUAAAAAUUCUAAGAAAUUUCAUCAACUCUCUAAAAAUUAAUUAGCGAAAUAGAAAUAAUUAAAACAGAAGGAAUGACUUUAGUUGGUAAAUUUAAACCAUGGAUGAGUGGUAUUGGGAUGAUAGAUUUUCCAUAUGGGUAUAAAAUAUAUGGAUAAAUCACAUUUGGAAUUUUAAAUGGGAAAGGAGUGAUUAUAAAUACAAAAAGUUAAAUGAAAUUAAUAGGAAUAUUUAAUAAUAAUAAAUUAUAAGGGAAUGGAACAAUAAUUCUAAGAAACAAAUAUGAGAUUAAUGCAUAGUUUGAUAAUGGUAAAAUAACAUCAGGUCUAACCUUGAUCAGGUUUUUUAAUGGAGUUUAGAGGGAGUAUUAAAUAUAACUAUUUAAGGAUCACUACUAAUUUAAUAAUUGAUCAAAAUUAAGUCUAAUAUAUGAAUCUUAAUUAUAUUAUUGGAUAAGAUUUUUAAUACAUAGCAGAUGAAUUUAUAUAAAAUCAAAGGCCAUAAAGCUCUUUUAAAAUCCUUUAAAACUAAAAUUUAAUAAAAGAAUACAGAGAUAAAAGACUGAUUAAUGGGAGUGGUUUCAAUGAGAUUCAAGAUAAUGAAAGAUUGCAUGGAAUGUUUUAAGAUGGUGUUUUAAAAGGUUAAGGAAGAUUGACAGAUAGAGAAAAUAAUUUGUAUAAAUAAUUUAAUAAUAAGAAUAUUAAAAGGAGAAUUUGAAAAUAAUAGAUUUAAAAGUGGUAUAAAAUAUUAUUUUCAAUCAUAAAAUAUGUAAUUUUAAUUAAUUAUUAAAUUAGACAUGAAAAUGGCAAUUUUGACGAGAACCGUUUAUUAUAUGGAUAAGGUAUCAGAUAUUACGAUUAUCCGGAUAGGAUGUAAAAUGAUGAAAAUAUAAUAGCCAUGAAUAAGGGCAGUUUAAUAAUGGAUUAUUGCAUGGUGUUGGAGAAAGAUUUUAUAAUUUAUAAAUAAAUGAUUAAGUGAGAAAUAUAAUUAGAUUUAAUUAGGAUGAAACAUUUAGAGAGAUGGGAUAAUUUGAAAAUGGAAUUUUAAUUGAAGGUACAAAGUUUUAUUAAAAUGGAAAUAUGUAAUAUCUUAAUUUUAUAUUUCAGUAAGGAGAAAGGAACAUUUAAUUAGCAGGGUCUUAUAGGUGAAGGAGAAAGAAGACAUUCGAAUGGCUAUAUGUAUUAAAUAUGGUUAAAUUAAGAUGGGAAUAUGGAAUAUUUAAAAAUGGAUUAUUGAAUUCAGAAAAUGAAAAAUCUGGGAGAGUAAAUGAUUAAGGGGUUUUUAUAGAGAUUGGAUAUUUUAUAAAUGGAAGUCUUUAAGGAGAAGGAGAGAGAUACUACAACAAUUAAUAAAAGUAUAUUAUAAAGAAUAUUAAUUGAGAAAAGAAACAGGAUAUUUUAAAGAAGGGUUACUUCAUGGAAAAGGAAUUAAAUAUUAUAAUAAUUAGAAUAAUUAAAUUUAAGAAGAAGGAGUUUACAAAGAUAAUUAAUUACAUUCUCAAGAGAUUUGCAUAUAAUAUUAUGAGGAUGGAUCUAUCAAAAGUCAAGGAUCCUUCUAAAAUGGAUUACUUAAUACUAAUGAUGGAGCUUUGUAUUUCAAUGAAUAUGAAAUGAGAGGUGUUUUUAGAAAUGGACAAGUUAGUGGAACGAUGAGGAUUUAUAAUCGUCGUACUAAUACUGAAUUUGUUAGCCAUGAAUUUCAAGGCAAUGAGAAUUUCUUAAGAUAAGCAUAUGUAAAAGGAGUAUAUAAUUCAAAUAAAUUAAAUACAAAUGCUGAAAGUAGUGAAAAGAGAUAAUAAUGAAUAAAC